AUGCCUCGGGGCCAGAAGAGUAAGCUUCGUGCCCGUGAAAAACGCCGCCAGGCUCGAGAAGGGCCAGAGCGUCUGGUGCCUGCUCAGACCACUGCCCCAGAGGAAGAAGAGUCUCCCUCUUCCCCAUCUCCUCAUUUCAAAGAUGCUCCCCAGAGCUCCCCUGCCACGGGAACACCCGGGAGUCCUAAAGUUCCUGGAGAAGUCUGCUCCACCAGCACUACUGCUGCAGCUGCUUCAAACACAAAAUUUAAUGAAGAUGCCAGCAAUCAAGUGGAGGAAAAGCAAAAUACCUCAAAGGCCAGGGAUACCACUGAGCAAUGUCGCAGAAGCCCUAUAGAAGAGAAAGUUGCUCUGUUGGUAUACUACCUGCUGUACAAGUAUCAAGUGAAAGAGCCAAUUACUAAGGCAGAUAUGCUGAGAAAUGUAAUCCAGAUUUAUAAGAAUCACUUCCAUGAGAUCCUAAGGAAAGCCUCUGAGCACUUGGAGCUGGUCUUUGGCCUUGAUUUAAAGGAAAUGGAUCCCAACAGGAACACCUACGUCCUUAUCAACAAGCUGGAACAGAGCUGCGAUGCAAGAGUGAAUGAUAAUGGAGGUGUGCCCAAGACAGGCCUGUUGAUGACUGUCCUGGGUGUGAUCUUCACAAAGGGCAACCGUGCCACUGAGGAGGAAGUCUGGGAAGUGCUGAAUAUGAUGGGGCUAUAUGAUGGAAUAAAGAAUUUCAUCUAUGGGGAUCCCAAGAAGCUCAUCACCAAAGAUUGGGUGAAAGAAAAGUACCUGGAGUACCGCCAGGUGCCCAACAGCGAUCCUCCACACUAUGAGUUCCUGUGGGGCCCCAGAGCCUACGCUGAGACCAGCAAGAUGAAAGUCCUUGAGUUUGUGGCCAAGACCCAUGAUACCGUCCCCACUGCUUUCCCAGGCUGGUAUGAAGAGGCUUUGAGAGAUGAGGAAGAGCGAGCCCGAGCCAGAGUUCUAGCCAAGGCUAGUACCGCUGCCAUGGCCAGUGCACGUGCCAAGGCCAUAGCCAGCAGCUUUUCCAGCCCCAAGUGA
Messenger RNA from Lynx canadensis (Canada lynx), 1047 nucleotides. Its product is annotated as melanoma-associated antigen B10-like. Gene Ontology annotation, cellular component: nucleus. NCBI's taxonomy places the organism in Eukaryota, Metazoa, Chordata, Mammalia, Carnivora, Felidae. The record is from RefSeq and is a predicted model, not a curated record. The transcript has a single exon. Gene Ontology annotation, biological process: negative regulation of transcription by RNA polymerase II. The coding region runs from base 1 to 1047 and encodes 348 amino acids.